CUGAGAAAAAAAAAAAAAAUGCAACACAAGAGAAAGGAAGGGUGGGAUGUUCUGUCUUUUAUGAGGUUUAGACACGAAGAGAGGGGAGCACACGCACGGCCUUCAGGCCUGCGGCACACCGCUGACACAGCCUUUCUGCUGUCACAGUGACUCCUUAAGCUUGUUUUUUAAAUAAUUUAAGUGUAAAAUAUUCUUGGUGCACCUGCUGCAUGUGAAUAACAAAGGCUUGAUCUUGUGUGGGUAUACUGAAAGGAAAGCAAAGGCCACUGAUUACAUGAAAUGCACACAGCAUGUUCAUUCAUCUCUUUUUCUGAAUGAUUGAAUUUAUGUUUUUGAUAAUUCUAUAAUGUUAUGCAAUGUUUACACAAUUUGCUUAUAUAUUUUGCACGCAGAUUAAAACAAUCAAACACAGUUUAGAGAAGUACUAAAGUGCUGGGAAAGUGUAAAAAAGUCUUUAUGCAAAGUACUUUCACACAAGCAAAAAUUUGAAUUAAAUUUACAUUUAAAUAGUUUAUAGGAAUCUCUAUAUAUGUGACCCUGAACCACAAAUCCAGUCAUAAUGGUCAAUUUUUUUUAAAUUUAAAUGUAUCAUCUGAAAGCUUUCCAUUGAUGUAUGGGUUGUUAGAACCAACAUUUGGUCAAAAUGCAACUAUUUCAAAAUCUUAAAUCUGAGGGUGCAAAACAUUCUAAAUGCAUAUUACUAAUUGAAAAUGAGUAAUAAUUACAAAAUGUCUUCAUGAAACAUGAUCUUUACUUAAUUUCCUAAUGAUUUUUGGCAUACAAGAAAAAACAAUAAUUUUGACUCACACAAUGUAUUUUUGGCUAUUGCUACAAAUAUACCUGUGCUACUGAAGACUGGUUUUGUGCUCCAGGGUCACAUAUAUGUGCAGUUUUGUAAAUCAUUACUUUAAUUUAAUUACCGUUUUUACCUUGAAAACUAAAGCAAGGGAUAACUCUUAAUUUUUCUGUCAAUUAAUUACAGUUACUUCUGAUAAAAUUGAAUUAAAUACUCUGUAGAAUCAUUCUAUAUAAAACAACAGUUGAUUUAAUAUCAAAAUGUAACAGCUAAUGUUAAAAUGGUUUUAAUUUAAUCUUCUCUUUUAAAUGCUUUGGUUAGUUCAACAAUGUAUGCAGUUUUGUGUUAUUUGUUUGAUACAAUUAACAAAACAAUGUAAUGUCUUUCUUUGUUUUGGUAAAAAUGGUCAGGGUUGACAUAGGAAAGUUGAUUAGUAAAUUAGUAGAUAGUAAUGUUUUUUUUUUUCUCUCUCUCUCUCUCUCUCUCUCUCUACGAGUAACUUACCCAUCACUGUAUCAGAAUGGCAGUGUGGGAUCUGUCCGUCACUGUGGAGGAACUGGGACCCGAGGCCCCGCCUCUCAAAAUCAGUGUCACCUCAGAUCUACAUAUUGGUGGAGUCAUCCUCAAAGUGGUGGAAAAGUCACAAAUAAAGAAGGACUGGUCCGAUCACGCCCUGUGGUGGGAACAGAAGCAGCAGUGGUUACUGAAGCCGUCCUGGACGCUGGAUAAGUGUGGGAUCCACGCAGACGCCGCUCUGCCUCACGCCGCAGCACAAGCCCCUGCACCUCCUCCUGCCCAGCGGCAUCACCCUCGCAUGAGAGUCUGCUUCUCCAGCUCCGUCUUCCGCACCGUCAUGGGCAUCUGCAAACUCCUGAACAUUCGCCGUCCGGAGGAACUAUCCCUACUGUGGCCAGUAGAAGAGAAGAAGAAAAAGAAAGAUAAAGAUGCUGAGAAAGAGGUGUACGACAUCACACGCGCACCACUUCCUUCAGGCACCAUCCCGACGCUUGCCAACGGCAUGCCUGCUUUCUUUGCUGAAGCGCCCGACACUGAGGCUGCGUACAAGAUGUUGGCGGUCAGUCAGCCUGUUCCGGCCCCAGAGACCAUCGCCAAACUCUAUCGCUCGACUAACAUCAUGGAGAAAGCACAGAUUAACAGCAGGUGGUUGGAUUCGUCCCGUUCUCUUCUACAACAGGGAGUCAAAGAAAAUGAUAAACUUUUACUGCGAUUCAAAUACUACACCUUUCAUAACAUCACACCACAGACUGACGCGGUGCGUCUGACGCAGCUGUAUGAACAGGCAAGGUGGGCCAUCCUGCUGGAGGAAAUUGAGUGCACUGAGGAGGAGAUGAUGGUCUUCGCUGCCUUACAGUACCACAUUGGGAAAGUGUCUCUGACCGAGCAGAUUGUGGCAUCUUGUCCAGCUAUGGACGACCUGGAUUCAGCUCUGCAGUGUCUGGAGGUGAAAAUGGAAGGAGAGAGCAGUGCAGAUGACAUGCUGGAAACGAUGACGGCACCAGAACUACACGACUACUUGAAAAUAUUCCGGCCGAAGAGGCUGACACUGAAAGGAUAUAAACAAUACUGGUUUACAUUUAAGGACACGACCGUCUCCUACUACAAGAGUAAAGAGGAGAGCAGUAAAGAGCCAAUUCAACAGAUGAACCUUAAAGGUUGUGAGGUGGCUCCUGAUGUGAGUGUUGCUGGGCAAAAGUUUUGCAUCAGAUUGCUGAUCCCCGGACCAGAGGGCAUGAAUGAGGUCUACCUGCGCUGUGAGCAUGAGCAGCAGUACAGCCGAUGGAUGGCAGCAUGUCGUUUGGCCUCAAAAGGCAAGACUUUAGCUGAUAGCUCCUUCUCUACCGAGGUGCAGAGUAUCCAGUCGUUCUUGGCCAUGCAGAAAACCACACCGAGUAAUAACACAGCUCAGUCAGAUGAAAGCAUCAAUACACACAGCCUCGUCUCUCCACGCUACCAGAAGAAGUACAAACCCAAGCAGCUGACGCCGAGGAUCCUUGAGGCCUACCAGAACGUGGCUCAGCUCUCAUUAACAGACGCCAUUCAGAAGUUUCUUCAGAUCUGGCAGGCUCUGCCUGACUUCGGCCUCUCUUAUAUUGUAGUCAGGUUUAAGGGCUGCCGCAAGGACGAGGUGCUCGGCAUCGCCAACAAUCGUUUGAUCCGCAUUGACCUGAGCGUCGGAGAUGUUGUGAAAACCUGGAGAUACAACACCAUGAGGCAAUGGAACGUCAACUGGGACAUCAAACAGGUUGCCAUUGAGUUCGAUGGCAAUGUGAACAUCGCCUUCAGCUGUGUGACAGCAGACUGUAAGAUCGUCCACGAGUACAUCGGCGGAUACAUCUUCAUGUCGACGCGCAGUCGGGAGCAGAGCAACGUCCUGAACGAGGAGCUGUUUCACAAACUGACAGGCGGCCAUGAAGCUCUAUGAGAAAAGAAAACAUCUGUGCAUUUAUGGACUGAAGAGAAUAAGAUCUGCCAAGAAAUGUUCAUUCAUGAAAUAGAAAGCAUACACAUACAGAUAUGGCCAUUCAGGAGUACUUACCCUUGAAAAACACUAUUGUGUCUUGACAGGUUUGUGAGACCUGAGGCGUUUCAUUUCUGCCUUUGUUUUAUUUGGCUUUGAUUGUUCUUAUGCUAGGAUAUUUUCAGUGUUACUCUCAACACCGCAUCUUGUAGUUAUUAAAUUUCACAGUCAAACCUUG
This is a messenger RNA of Labeo rohita (rohu), 3513 nucleotides long. RefSeq names its product fermitin family homolog 3 (gene fermt3a). Gene Ontology annotation, molecular function: integrin binding. Gene Ontology annotation, biological process: cell-matrix adhesion; integrin-mediated signaling pathway; integrin activation. NCBI's taxonomy places the organism in Eukaryota, Metazoa, Chordata, Actinopteri, Cypriniformes, Cyprinidae. The record is from RefSeq and is a predicted model, not a curated record. Gene Ontology annotation, cellular component: cell-substrate junction.